AUGACCUUCAGGGAUGUGGCCAUAGAAUUCUCUGAGGAGGAGUGGGGACGCCUGACCCACACUCAGCGGCAACUGUACCGUGAUGUGAUGUUGGAGAGCUAUGGACACCUCCUCUUCUUGGGUCUCACUGUGUCAAAGCCAGACCUGAUCAUGUUUUUGGAGGAAGGGAAGCGGCUCUGGGAUGUGAAGAGAAUGGAGAAUGUAGGCUUCCAUCCAGGUAGGUGGGAAUGAAUGAGGCAGAUGACAGAGGGGAGGUUCAAGUGUGAAGGAGGAAGGUAGACCUUACGCAGUGGUUUGAGUAGCUCUCCUUGAAUGAAGAUUGGUUGGAGACAUGCCCAGUUACUUUUUUUUUCUCUCUCCCAGAGGAACAUCUCUCUCCAACAUGAUCAAGUUCUUAGAUUUCUCUAGGGAUUCUCCUUCAGCUCCAGUGUUGGUUCAUCACGUUCAUAGGGAGA
This is a messenger RNA of Neogale vison (American mink), 455 nucleotides long. RefSeq names its product putative protein ZNF720. Gene Ontology annotation, biological process: regulation of DNA-templated transcription. The record is from RefSeq and is a predicted model, not a curated record. Lineage: Eukaryota; Metazoa; Chordata; Mammalia; Carnivora; Mustelidae. Bases 1 to 231 code for a protein of 76 amino acids. The transcript is spliced from 2 exons.